This is a messenger RNA of Megalobrama amblycephala (Wuchang bream), 3779 nucleotides long. RefSeq names its product integrin alpha-X-like. The record is from RefSeq and is a predicted model, not a curated record. Gene Ontology annotation, biological process: cell adhesion mediated by integrin; cell-matrix adhesion; cell-cell adhesion. The coding region runs from base 113 to 3544 and encodes 1143 amino acids. Gene Ontology annotation, cellular component: integrin complex; external side of plasma membrane. NCBI's taxonomy places the organism in Eukaryota, Metazoa, Chordata, Actinopteri, Cypriniformes, Xenocyprididae. Gene Ontology annotation, molecular function: integrin binding. The transcript has 30 exons.
GUUAGAUGCUCCCCCACCCUUUUUUUGAACCACCUCUAGGACUCUCCUCUUUCAUUAUUGCUUUGACUGUCUCACCUCAUAAGUCCUCCAUAUCUACAUUUGGCAGGUUACAAUGGACCAUAAGUUCUGUAUCAGAUUGUACAUCUUUUGUGCGUCUCAGUCGGUGAUGGCUUUUAACAUUGAUCCUGUUACCUGGAAAACCUUCACUCCACCUUCACCUUCACAGAGUCAAAAUGUUGCCUUUGGCUAUAAGGUGAUACAGAAAGACACAAGUCUGAUCGUGAGUGAUCCUUUAAUUCAAGUCAAUCAAGCUCAAAGAGGAUUGAUUUAUAGCUGUGCUGUCACUCAAGGAACCUGCUCAUCACUGAAGAUUGAUGUGCCCUCAGAAGCUGUCAACAUGUCUCUUGGACUUUCCAUGGUUCAAGAUCCUCAGUCUUCAAAUGUGGCGAUUUGUGGCCCAACCAUUCCAAAGAAAUGUGUAUCAGUUACCAACUACAGAGGCAUGUGUUUCAUCAGAGAAAACAGUGUGUUUAAAGCACCAAUACCCCACUCCAAAUACAGAGACUGUCUUGGUCAGAUUGACAUUGCUUUUCUAUUAGAUGGAUCUGGGAGUGUGGGGAGUAACAAUUUUGUAACGAUGAAGAAUUUUGUGACAAACGUGAUCAAGCGUUUUACUGAGCGAGAUGCACAGUUUGCUAUAGCACAAUACUCCCGUGAUUGUGUUAUUCACUACAAUUUCAAUCAAGUCAAAAUUCAGGACAGCACAUGGGAAUCUAAGGUGACAAAUAUACAGUACCAGAAUGGAGGUUACACUUACACUGCGACAGCCAUCUCAAAGCUUGUGAGCAAUCUAUUUACACCAAAUGGAGGGGCAAGACCAUCAGCAAAUAAAAUAUUGCUUGUUAUUACUGAUGGACAGUCACAUGACAGGAGCUUAUUGACACGGGCAUCAUCAGAGGCAAAUGAAAAGAACAUAAAACGAUUUGCAAUCGGGGUUGGCAAUGCUUUUAAUAGUGACACAGCAAGAAUGGAGCUGGAAACUAUUGCAUCUUUACCCUCCAAUAAUCAUGUGUUCAGAGUAAAUGAUUUUGACGCGCUGGAAAAUAUUCAUGAAAAACUCAAAGAGAACAUUAUCGCCAUUGAAGGAACCCAGACCUCUGGAGAUUCAUCUCGAAUGGAGUUUGCACAGGACGGGUUUAGUGCAGCAUUUACAUCAAAUACAGAUAUGAUAAUGACUGCAGUGGGAGCUUUCCAGUGGAAGGGUGGAUAUCGGCUGUACAAACCAAAUGAUAAUUCAGAUGAUUUUCAAGCUGGAAGUGAGCAAGACAGUUAUUUAGGUUAUUCUUUGGCAAUAGCAACAAUGCGGGGAGCAAAGUAUGCAGUCAUGGGAGCACCAAGACACAAGCAUAAGGGACAAGUUACUGUUUCAAGAAUUGAUCGAAGUGAUGUAAAACAACUGGAUCCUCCUAAGCCUCAGAUUGGCUCAUAUUUUGGAGCUGAGGUGUGUGUGGUGGAUUUGAACAUGGACUCCAAUACAGACCUACUUUUGGUAUCGGCUCCAACAUACAUGGAGUCUGACCGGGAGGGUGUAGUGUUUGUUUACAUCUUCACACGUCAGUCAAAGUUAAUUUUUUCGGAUACACUGGUGGGCAUGUCAGGUCAGAGGGGUCGGUUUGGCUCUUCUCUGGCCAGUCCAGCAAAUCUGAAUGGUGAUGGUUUCAUGGAUGUGCUGAUUGGAGCUCCUUUAGAGGAGGAUGGACAGGGCAGCAUCUACAUCUUCAACGGGAGAGAUGGAGCGAUCAAUUCAAAAUACUCACAGAGGAUUGUUGGAUCAUCUGUGCGACCAGAUUUGCGAUUCUUUGGGAUUUCAUUGAGUCAGUCUUCUCUAGACCAGAGUCAAGACAAGCUUCCUGACAUUGCUGUUGGGUCCAAGGGAGCAGUUCUGCUUCUCAGGUCCAGACCCAUCAUGCUCUUGGAAACCAAAGUAACUUACAACCCAACCAAAAUACUAACCAGUGACCAAACAGACUGUACAAAGCCAUUGCAAAACACCCUGGCUGUGUGCUUCACCAUGAGUGCAUACCAACAUCUCAUAAAAGAUUUGACUGCAAAUAUUAAUUACACCAUAAUGCUGGAUGCCAAGCGCCAGAAAUAUCGAGCAUACUUCUCACCCAAAAACCGGCUCCUCAGUGAUGUGAUGAACAUUGGGCUGCAGGAAGUAUGCAAAAGUCAUGCUUUCUUCAUAGAGGCUUGUUCAGAAGAUGCUCUGAACCCGUUGUCCAAUCAGUUAAAUUUCACAUUUGAGGGUCUUCCAUUAGCAAGAAUGCAAAAUUUGAGACCAGUACUGCUGCCAGAGAUAAAGACCUCCACAGACCACAAUCUAAAUUUUGAGAUUGACUGUGGAACUGAUAAUUUAUGUGUUGACAACCUCCGAAUGGAUUUCAAUUUCUCUGGGGCUACAAACAUAGAGGUUGGGAUAAUGCAGGAGAUCAACGUGACAGUGUUUGUAGAGAACAGAGGAGAAAACUCAUACAACACUCUCUUCACCCUCAAAUACCCCUUUGGACUUUCCUACAGGAGAUUCACAUCUAAACAGGGCAGAGUGGAGUGUGUGUCUCUGGAUGCUGAGAGAGGUGUUACACUGGGAGAAACAACUUGCCAAAUCAGUAAACCCAUCCUCAAGGGAAACACUCAGGUUGUGUUUGACAUUACAUACAGCAUUAAUAAAGAAAGUACACUGGGCCAAAAUGUGACGUUUGCUGCUGAGGUCACGAGUGGAAAUGACAAACACUCAAACGACAGUGAGUUUAAAAAUCAGAAAACCAUCGAUGUCAAAUACGCCAUCUAUAUUGCCUUGAUAAGGCAUGAAAAUUCCACCAUCCACAUUAAUUUUACUUCAGGGAAAAGGGAUCUUAUGAAACCCAUCCAGCAGAUAAUAAGGGUUCAGAAUGACCUCAGAGAAUUAAUUUUCAAAGUGUUCAUCAGAGUACCAGUGAAACUUGGUGAUGCUGACAUCUGGACUAAUUCAAAUUUGCAAAUUUAUGGCUGUAAAAGUGAGAACAUGGAGAUGCCUGUUAUCACCAAUUUUACAUUGUUGGAUGUUGUUAAAAAUCAUCGUGUGGUGAACUGCUCUGUGGCGGUGUGUGCCGUGUUCAGCUGUGACGUCAAUCUCAUAAAGAAUGAAUGGAAACUCUAUUAUAUAUCUGGCAAUGUGAGCUCUGGAUGGAUUGAGCAGACUGGACUCAGAGCUGCUGUGUUUGAGUUGAUCAGUUCAGUGUCUCUGGAUUAUGACAAGAGCAAAUAUAUUUUCUUUUCCUCUGAUUCUCAAGGCACUGCACCGUCUCUCCAGAUUAACACUCAAGUGGAGGUGUAUGAGGAACCGAACCUGAUCAAAGAGAUCAUUGGAGGAGUGGUAGGAGGACUGCUGCUACUGGCUCUCAUCACUGCGAUCCUCUAUAAGGCUGGGUUCUUCAAAAGCCAUUAUAAGCAGAUGCUGCAGGAGGCGCAGGGGGAUGAAGGAGGAGAACCAAACAUGACACAAUAAUGUGCACUCAAACAGUUAUAAGAUUUAUGUACUGAUUGUGUUUUGUGGGCUUCAGAAUGAAACAUGAAUAUACAGCUCAUAGUAGCAACAUAUUUCAGACUGAUUUAGAACAAUUUAUUUAAAUGAAAACUGGACAAUUUUGAAGUUAUUUCAGAUUACUCAUCAUCUUAUCAGUGAGCACAACGAGUUACCACAAUGAAAGUAUUUAUAGCCUUUCAAAUAUUUGACUUCCUUU